Symbiodinium natans is the source of this 706-nucleotide messenger RNA. The record is from the annotation of a GenBank genome assembly. Lineage: Eukaryota; Dinophyceae; Suessiales; Symbiodiniaceae.
GCGCAGCGACUGCAUCUGGGAGUGGUUUAUCCUCUUUGUUAUCUCCAUGUCCUUGGUCGUUUUUGCUGUGGGCACCACUUCGGGCCAAGAGGUGGAGUUGAGACGAGGCACACUCACCGGCAGCGGCUUGGCGCUCCUGAAGGCAGGGCUCUCAGCCCUGGCGGCGGUGCUGACCGAGCGCCAGCUCAAGCACGGGCAGUACAAUGUUUGGGAAGCCAACACAUUGUUGAAGAUGCAGAGCUUUCUGGUCGCCUUGCUGGUCUUUGCAGCCCAGUCCAUGUCCAUGGAGGAGGCGUGUCCAGAAGACAAAGCUCUCAUCACCACCCCGUGCAUCGAUAAGAGGGGAUGGGACCUUCUCACGUACUGCGUGCUGUUUGCAGAGGUUGGAAACGGUUGGCUGUCGGUGGCCAUCCUCAAGCGCAUGUCGGCGAUCGUGAAGUUUGUGUGCAAGGCAGCGGCGGCGCCGACCCUCUACUGCCUCUACACGGUGACUCACUUCCAGGAGCACCACUUCCAGUGGGGGACCUUCCUGCCGAUCCUGGUCAUGACCGUUUUCAUCUUCCUUUAUGCGAAGCCACAGUUCUGUUGCCCACGGAGCUCUGAUGACGGAAUCAAGCCCACCAGCUCAGAAGACCAGAAGUGGGUCGGCAACUACCCAAAAGGCGCCAGUGCCGAAACAAACAUCCCCGCCGAGGACCGGCUGUAA